AUGAAUAAAAUUAUAAUAUUAAUAAUAAUAUUAUUUUUUAAAUUUAUUCAAAGUCAAAUAGAUAUUAUAGAAAUUAAAUCAGAUAAUACACUCUAUAUAAAAAAUCCAGAAAAAUCAAAAUCAGAUUUUUGUAGUUUCUCUUUUACGUAUCUAACAAUUUUCCCAGAACCUAAAUUUGAAACUGAAGGAUCUAUAAUAGGUAUUUUCGAAAAUGCCCCAUUUACUCAAUUAUAUUUACUAGCAAAUGAUACAUGUUCUCUUAAUGAAUAUAUUAUUCCAAAGAUUACUUUUGGUAAUUAUGUUUUUUCUGUAAAAUCAAACUCAACAUCAGGUGAAAAAUUUUUAUCUACUUAUUUUUCAUGUGAACCAAUUGAUGUUUCAAAAUUAAAAUUUUCAUUUACCCCAUAUCCAAUAUCUCUAAGACAUACACCUUAUCAAAAGGGUGUUUUGAGAAUUGUUGGAUUAAAUAGCUCAUGCUCUUUAGAAAGUAUACCUUAUUAUCAAUUACAAGAUACUGGAUUUGGUUAUUAUUAUAUACCAAACUUUAAUGAUUUUUCUUUGAAUGAUGAAAAUGCAACUUUUCUUUUUUUUAAUUCAAGUUAUACAAUGACAAUUCCAACAAUUUAUAAAAAUUAUAGUAAUAUUAUUGGUGAAAUAAAACCAUAUCCAAAUAAGGAUAAUGUAAUUAAAUUAGGAAAGUAUCAAGGCCCAUUCUUUACAUUUCAAACUUAUUUUAGUUCAGAUGAUACUCCAUAUUUUAUAAUAAAACCAGAUUUUUCUCCUCCAGUUUUAUUAUAUGGAUCAGAGAUAAAUAAUAGUUACACAUAUGCAAAUACUCAAUCAUUUGGUAAUUUCAAUGCAUCUUUAUACUCUCAAAAAUUUAGUGAAGUAGUAAAUGUUUAUAAUUUUCUUAAAAAUGUUAAACAAUAUAAUUUGAGUGUUAUGCCUUCAAGUGCAGAUAUAUCAUAUAAAAAUAUUGGUAAUUUUUCAUUAUUUACUAUUGAAAUUACAAAUUCAGACCAUUAUGAUUUCAGUAAAUAUGUUUAUAUGAUUAAUUCAUUUAGCUCUCCUUUAUUGCAAUGGCCUUAUGGUUUUCUUAGUGGAAAUAAUAAUAAGUAUAAUUUUCAAAUAAGAGGUUUCAACUUACCCAUACCAAUGACUCAAACUUCUUCUUUUGUCAAUAUUAAUUUUUUAAAUAGUAACGGUAUAACCCUUGGUAUAAAUUAUAAUACUAUUGAACCAGGAUUUACAGAAAUUGUAAUGUUUAAUUUUUCUCAUUUAUUUGACUCUACAUAUAUUUUUAGAAUAACAGUAAAACAAAAUGGUGAAAAUCUAGCAAUCAAAGAGAUUUUAUUAGGAACUCGAUCAUUUUCUUUCGAUAAAAUGAUACCUGGUGGUAAUAAAACUUUUGCAACAUUUGAAAUUGUUUAUGAUUAUAGAAAUGAAUAUUUUGAAACUAUUGCUUUAGUAAAUUCUCUUAAUUUAAUAAACACUUACCAUAAUGGUGAUUGGUAUUCAAUUAAUCCAAUGUUACAACUUAAAUUUCCGAAUUUAAAUGAAAUUGAUAUCUUUUCAAUAAAAGAUAUAUCGUUUUUAUAUAAUAAUGUUAUAGUUUCAAAUGAAAAUGUAUCAAAUAUAAUUUAUUUUAAUAUUUCAAAUUUAGAUAGUCACAAUAUACCUAUAUUUUCAAUGAAAUUAAAUGAUCCAGUUUCAGAGAAAAAUUUGAAAUAUUAUUAUUCAACAUGGAGUGAUAAAUUGAAAAUGUUUCAAAUUGAAUUCUUUAUUCCUGCAAAUACUUUAUCAGGUAUCUUACCUUAUAUUUUAUUUUUAUCACAUACAGUACUUCUUAAAAGUUCUAUUUUAUCUUCUCAAUUAUAUAUAAAAUCAAAAUAUUUAGAUAGUUAUGGACCAAUAUUUAGUGAAUUUAAAAAUAAAACAAUUAACAGUACAACAUUUGGAUGGGAAUUUUAUAUUGAAGAUUCAAUUAAUGGAUUUGAUCAUGGUGAAAUUAUAGUUAGAGGUGAUUUAGAUAGUUCGAUUUAUAAAUUUCAAAUUUCAUCAUUAAAUAAUUUAUUAAUUGGUAAUAAAUAUAGAGGAAAAUAUGAAAUAUUAAUUAAUUUACAAACUAAUGUUUGUGCAUCACAAAAUUAUAUAAUAACAAAUGUAAAUUUAUAUGAUACACAAUCGAAUUUAGCAACUUUUUCAAAAUUAGAUAAUAAUCAACAAAUAUCAUAUAAAACACCAUUUAUAAAUUAUAUGGAUAAUCCAGAUAUUUUAAAACAUUUUAAAGAUUGUGGAAACUAUGAAGAUGUAACACCACCAAAAGUAAACCAUUUUGAAAUGAAAAAGAAUGGUAGUGAAAUACUAGUAUUUGAUAUAUUGGUUGAAGAUAUUGAAUCUGGUUUAAAGUAUGACCAAUAUCCAAUUGUAUAUUUAACAAGUGAAUAUUUAGAUGUGGUUGAAUGUAUUUCAGAAAUUAUAUCAAUUAAUUCAACCAAUGCUAAAUAUAGAUGUGAAAUGAAGGUACCAUAUGGGUUUGGCUAUGGUUGUGGUGUAUUAGUUGGUGUUUAUGGUUUUAUUAAUAAUGGAGGUUUUUAUUCAGGUUUUGAAGAAAAUUAUGAUGGUUCAAUCAUGGAUUAUAGUAUUUAUCCAAAUUUGGUAAUUACCAAUACAAGUUCUAUAACUUCCAAUGGUGAUGGUAGUUUAUGGAUAAUGGGUAGUGGAUUCAAUGGUUAUAUCAAUGUUAAAGUUUAUUAUUCUGAUACCAAAUUAACGCCACCAUCAGAUAAUUUGUCACCAAUAAUUAUUUAUUAUUCAGCACUAAUCAUUACAGGAUUAAAAGCAACUGAUAAACCAUUUACUAUUCAAAUUGAAAUGACUAAAAGUUCAGAAACAUAUCUAUCAAAUAUUUAUACAGUUAAUCCAGUUGUAUUUGAUUAUAGUUAUGUUGAACCAACAACAACACCAUUACCAACAACUCCACCACAAAAAUGUAUAGGUUCACCAGAAUGUGGUGGUUCAGGUCAUGGUUAUUGUAAUGGGUUACAAGGAUGUAUAUGUUAUUCGCCAUGGGUUGGAUUGGGUUGUACUUCAAAAGUUGUAGUUAUACCACCACCAAAAUUAAAUUCAACAACACCAACAUCUGAAUUACCAGUAUUAGGUGAAGGUGAAAAUAAUAAUAAUAAUAAUAAUUCAACAAAUAUAUUAUUUAAAUCAUUAAUAUCAAUUGUAUCAUUAAGAGAAUUAAAUUUUCAAGGUAAUGUUGUAAAUGAAUUUAAAUUUGAAAAAUGGAUUUAUUCAGAAAUCAAUUCAAAUAAACAUCAAUAUUUUACAAAUAUUUCAGUAUCACCAACAGUAAACUUUUUAACAACAAGUACUACUGAUAUUAAAGUAACAAUUCAAUGGUUCCCAAAUCAAACUACAAUAGAAUUUGCUAAUCAAUCAUUAAUAAUGAAUCCAUCAACUGUUAAAUAUACAAUUGAAGUUGGUAGUUAUAAUUUUAAGAAUAAAUUAAAUCAACUUCAAUUAGUUUUAUCAGCAUCAAUGGAUUCAAGUAAUACUAACAACAUUUGUUCAAAAUCUGAAUUUGGUAAUACAAAUUCUGCAGACAAUUCAAAUUAUGUUAAAAUUCAAGUUGAUAAUCAUUCAUUGUAUGGUAGAUUUAUAAAGAGAGCGAUAAUUGAUUCUCAAGUGAUAUCAAUUGAAAAUGAACAAUUAGAUUCUUCAAUGAAUCCGAUUAAUAAUGGAUCAUCAUCCCAAUCAUUCAUUGGUAUUACAAUUCCAUAUUAUUUAUAUAAUAUAAUACUUGAUCCUGAUUUCUCUGUAUUAAUAGAUAGUAAAAAAGUUUCAUCAAAUGAUGAAAACUCAAUUUGUUCAAAAUCAUCAUCAAAUUCAUCACUGACUGUUUCUCAAUUAGCUGGUAUCAUUAUAGCUUCUGCCGUCAUAUUUUUAAGUAUUUGUGCAGCUUUAAUAUUUAUUUUAAUUAAAAAAAGAAAACAUACAUUAUUAUUAAUAAUGGCAAAAGAUAUAGUUUUAAAAAGAAAGAAAUAA
Molecule: messenger RNA, 4050 nt
Organism: Dictyostelium discoideum AX4
Lineage: Eukaryota; Evosea; Eumycetozoa; Dictyosteliales; Dictyosteliaceae
Product: EGF-like domain-containing protein
Exons: 7
Coding region: 1-4050 (1349 amino acids)
Source: RefSeq, a predicted model, not a curated record